Messenger RNA from Oncorhynchus gorbuscha (pink salmon), 1378 nucleotides. RefSeq names its product homeobox protein Hox-C13a-like. The transcript has 2 exons. Gene Ontology annotation, molecular function: DNA-binding transcription factor activity, RNA polymerase II-specific; RNA polymerase II cis-regulatory region sequence-specific DNA binding. Gene Ontology annotation, biological process: regulation of transcription by RNA polymerase II. The record is from RefSeq and is a predicted model, not a curated record. Lineage: Eukaryota; Metazoa; Chordata; Actinopteri; Salmoniformes; Salmonidae. The coding region runs from base 44 to 964 and encodes 306 amino acids.
UCUUGGGGUAGUUGACUUUUAAAAAGCAUUGUCAACCCCUGAUAUGACAACUUCGAUGGUUCUGCAUCCACGCUGGGCGGACACCUUGAUGUAUGUAUAUGAAAAAAGCCUGAAUGAAAGCAAUCCGAAUAAAAACCAAUCCAUGGAGGGACUAAGCGGGAAUUGUCCUGCUACCCACUGCAGGGAACUGAUAUCACACUCGGCGUUGGGACGACACUCCGGCACCAUAAGCCACCAGGGUUCUGUGUACUCGGACAUACCCUCCCACGACACUGGGCGACAGUGCCCCGCUCCCCAGACUUCCUCCAGCGCCACCCUUGGUUAUGGCUACCCAUUCGGAAGCCCUUAUUACGGGUGUCGGUUGUCACACUCGCACAACGUUAACUUGCAGCAGAAGCAAUGCUCUUACCACCCCGCAGAGAAAUAUGCAGAACCCAGCGCGGCACUGCCCACCGAAGAUCUGUCAAGCCGGGCAAAGGAGUUCGCAUUUUACCCGGGUUUUGCCAGCUCAUACCAGACUGUCCCGGGUUACUUGGACGUGUCGGUGGUUCCCGGUAUCAGUGCGCACCCGGAACCGAGACAUGAAACUUUGAUUCCCAUGGAUGGCUACCAGCACUGGGCUCUAUCUAAUGGCUGGGAUGGACAGGUGUACUGUUCUAAAGAACAAACACAGUCAACACAUCUCUGGAAGUCGCCCUUCCCAGAUGUCGUGCCUUUGCAACCAGAGGUCAGCAGCUACCGACGAGGCCGCAAAAAGCGAGUUCCUUACACCAAGAUCCAACUGAAGGAGCUAGAGAAAGAGUAUGCAGCUAGCAAGUUCAUCACAAAAGACAAGAGACGGCGAAUAUCUGCCACUACUAAUCUCUCCGAACGCCAGGUCACCAUCUGGUUCCAGAACCGACGGGUGAAGGAGAAGAAAUUCGUCUGUAAAUCUAAAUCAAGCUCUCAUAUGCAUGCCACUUGAUUCAGUCCAAUGUCACUGGCAUGGCAACUCAAAUACUUUUUCAUCACUAACGCUCGAUAUUUAUAUAUUGACAUUAUUCUCACCUGGUAUGAUGCAUUGCAAAACACAAACGUAAUCUCACCUCCCUAUUUGGACAUAAACUGGGGGGAAAUACAGAAGAAGAUUUACUAAACCUGGUUUGGAACGAAUGAUCACAUCCUUACAGGAGCGUCGAAAGCUACCAGCAUUGUUAGUAUAGCCUGUAUAGCCUGAGACCUAAAAACUUUUGUGACUGGUAAAGUAAACCGAGGUCUUUGGGGAUGUCAUACAGUGAUCUUGUUCAGACAUUUUCAGGUAUUGGACGCAUCAAGACUGAAAACUAUAUUUCAAUGAUAUUGUAUGGCGGUUUUAGUUUGAUCCCAAGGGAAUGAGCAA